Prorocentrum cordatum is the source of this 1511-nucleotide messenger RNA. The record is from the annotation of a GenBank genome assembly. Lineage: Eukaryota; Dinophyceae; Prorocentrales; Prorocentraceae.
AUGUCUGUGCCUGCCGACCAGCGUGCGCAGAGCUUGGCUGGCAUCAAUGGCAUCAAUGGCAGUCUCGAUGGCGCGGGCGACUCGUUGAAGGAGUUCGCCGAGAUGAAGCAGGAGUUCGACGUCGCCGUCGAGCUAGACCGCAGCUGGUGGGAGAGCCUCUCGCCGAUGCUGUCCGCCAUCCAGUCGAUGCCCAAGGGCGUGAAGGUCUGGGCCUUCACCUGCCCCCAGCUGGCGGCUUCGGCGCAGAAGGUCUCUCGGGACCGAGGCUUCAACCCGGCGGUCUACCAGGCCCGCCACGGCGGCGCCAGCACGGACAUGGCGACCCGCAAGCGGACACGGGCAGUCUUGAAAAAGCGAGGCGCUGCCAACGGCCGCUUCUCACUCUCCGUGAACGAGAGGCGGCUCUUCGCGGCGGUCGUGGGCAGUCUGUUCAUGCAGCAGACUGCAGUCGUGAGGGCAGGGUACCUAAUGAGAUAUAUCCCAGACCAAGAUAUCAGUGACAUUGCUUCGUUCCGUGUGAGCGGGGGGUGGCGGAUCACCCUGGAGCUGCCGCAGGGGAAGGUGGACGCGCUGGUGGCACAACUGGGCGAGGACUCCGCGCUGCGCCGCAACUGGCACCUGGGCCACGUGGCGUCGGUGGAGCCCGCUGCCGAGCCGCAGCCUGGGUCGCCCAGGGGUAGCCUUCAACAGGCGACCUCCCGGACGCUUCUCACAGCGGCUGCGUUCGACCCCGUGGAGAAGCUGGCGCGACUGCGCGAACUGGAGUCGCGGUUCAGCGAGGUGAGGGAGCGCCGCAGGCGUGCAGAGGAGUCGGCGCAGGUCUUGGAGAGGCUGCCAAAGCCCGGCGACAGCCAGGAGGUCCAGCCGACCCAGGGCCCCUCUUACGAGCAGCUGGUGGAGCGCAUGGCGCAAGGCGGCGGCAGUGAUGUCGGGGUCCUCAUCCCUGGCGGCGCGCUGGACACCGCCACUGCGGCGUUUCCGCCGCCGGAGGGCCUUCCCUUCCCGCACCGGGGCGUUGCUGGCGUUCUUCCACCUACGGUGGCGCCCCCACCCGAGCGAGAGCCCGAUCCCAUGGACGCCGCCGCGGACAUGGCCUGGCUGGCCGAGAUCGUCGACGAGGGCAGGGGUGGAGAGCGGGGGCCGGCGCCGCCAGAGGCGUUGUUCCAAAAGGAAGGCCUGGACAUGGCGCUUGAGAACUUCCAGGCGGACGCGGCGCGCAUGAGGUCGUCCCUGAGGGAGACCGACAGGCUCCUGGAGGAGCAGGCCGCCCUGGCGGAGUUCCGGCAGCUGGGCGCGAGCCCUGCGGCCCAGCAGCAGUUCCUGAACCAGCAGCGCGUCAUACAGGAGCAGCAGCGCCUGCGGGAGGAGCUGGAGCGCGAGAGAGGCCUCGAGCAGCAGAGGCGGCGCAACCUGGAACGGGGCAUCACGGCGGGCGCCGUCUCGUUGCCGGUGGUCGGGCGCCUUGCCUAAAGAUGGCACGCCUCCGUGCCAGCACCGCGCUUCGGGCCAUG